AAUUUAGUGUAGUCUACAUAUAUAAGGAUCCGAAACAAAAUUGGCACUGGUGUAAACUUUAGUUUUAAUUUUGCAAAAAAUAAAUAAAUAAAAAGAAAUGGCUAAAAAGGCGAUUAAGUUUGAUGAUAUAAAACCAUUUGAUACCAAACUAGCCCAGGAAUAUUUGGCAAAGGAGCAGAAGCAAUUCCACUCAAAGGGUUACAAUGACCGAGGGGAUGCUGGUUACGAUUCCUGUAAAAACUUGAUGUUCUAUGCUGAUUACAAAAGAUUUUCCGGAUCAAUGAUUUUGGUCCAUGAUAUAAGCGAAAUACCGAAGAAACUCUUUAGUUUAGCGGAGAAAAUGAAAGAAAAUAUCGAUCUAUUCUCCCAGUUAGACUACAUGAUACGAAAAAUACCAAUAAACGAAAGCAAGAAUGUGGAUCUGCAGCUGUUAAUACAAAAUCUAUUAUAUUGUAGUGGGGACACUUCGGGUAGAAUAUUCUGUGGAGGAUUUAUGUGGUGCAUACGGAUAGACACCGAGAGUUCACUAGCGACUUUAGGCUGCGUAGCUCAAGCGCUUAUGUCGAAGGUGACGCACUUGACAAUAGAGUGCACCGUAGAGACCGCGGCGAUCUGCUGCUUAUUCACUGAUCUAUGCCACCAAGUCGGUCUCCAAGAAAAGGUGAAGCUCGCAAUUCUUAGUGAAACUACAGAUAGGCAUAGCAAUGUGACGGUAGACUUGAAUAAUAUAUAUGUUUCAGAGAUGAAAAGUGGAUGUGUAGGCAUAGUGACCGCCAGGUCUGAUGUCGAUUCAGCCGUGGAUACAUUCCUCGCCGCCACAAACAGACGCCCAUGGAAUAUUAAGAAGAUCCUAGUCCAGGAGAGUGUGCUGGAACGGUUUAAAAAUACGCUCGAAUGGAAGACAAAAUCUACGCAAAACACACCAAAAAGGAUGGUCGAUCAAAAACUAGAAGCACUGAGUGCAUCCGUAUACAAUUACGAAGGCAAAAUAUUUCUCUGCGAGUUCGCUGGCACUGAGUUAGAGAAAAAUAGCGUAAACACUAUCCUAAUCGAUAGCUACCGAACCACAAAGGAGUUGCUAUCCCUUUUAAAAGGCUUGAAUCACUUUGCCGCAUCGCUCUGGUGCAGCGAUAUCGCCGAAUCCAACGAAAUAGCCUUCAACAUCGACUCUAGCAUCAUCUGGAUCAACGACUUCUGCAAUUUCAACGGCCCACCGAAGUCGUCGCAAGCUUUCUACUCCUUAAUAGAUUCGCAUUUUACCACCGCGUUGGUUACGGAGUGUCCGGAAAUCGAUGAGGUGAUGAAACUGAGGAGAUCGUGGCUUCAAAUAGCCAAGAGCAAACGUGAAGAUAUCGUGAGGGAUAUAUUGGUUAAAGCCCCAAAGCGGAUGAUAGCAAAAGCAAGGAUUGAUGCAAAGGAUAUAAAUUUCGCAUUCGAUAAUUUUGCGCACGUUGAAAAUGACACGGUUUGCUUCGGCACCGAAACUACACCUGUUAUAUUGAAAUGGGACGAAGAAAUUACUGUAGCUAUCACUAUUUUUAUCGCGAAGGGUGGUGGUCUUUUACUUAUCCCACAGAAGACGUAUUACAGAGACAAUGACUUCACGAAGUACGUUUUCGAAGAGCUGAGAGAGAAAGGCGCUCCGGUUUUGGGUGUGGAUAAAUAUCGUAGCUGCAGAUGCGAAGUCCCUGUUCUGAAAAAACCAAUUUAUAAGAUGAAAGUCGUUUGGAGUAAUUUUGGCACAAUGUUUUCUAACUAGAAUCUUUAAUUGUAAAUCCUAAUUUACGAUAAUGACCACAAACAUGAA
This is a messenger RNA of Pararge aegeria (speckled wood butterfly), 1807 nucleotides long. RefSeq lists its product as uncharacterized. The transcript is spliced from 7 exons. Gene Ontology annotation, molecular function: oxidoreductase activity. The record is from RefSeq and is a predicted model, not a curated record. Lineage: Eukaryota; Metazoa; Arthropoda; Insecta; Lepidoptera; Nymphalidae. The coding region runs from base 98 to 1759 and encodes 553 amino acids.